AUGCGCGCGACGCUCGAGUCCUCGCCGGCCCUCGGGAACCUGCUCGAGUCCUGCAACCUCGAGGUCGACGACCUGCUCUGGCGCGCGAAGCCAACGAACGGCAAGAAGCCUCCGGCGCCGCCGCUCCGGCGGCCGCGGCGCGCCUCCCACGACGACGACUCGUCGGACGACGAGAUCUUCGUCAAGCCCGCGGCGAAGAAGUCCUGCAAGAUCGAGGCCGUGACGGCCUUCCCGUCGCCGCAGGAGGCGCGGAUCAGCAACCGCGUCUCCGACAACGGGUCGCCGCUCCCGCCGUUCCCGUCCUUCGACUCGCAGUGA
Messenger RNA from Aureococcus anophagefferens, 318 nucleotides. RefSeq lists its product as hypothetical. The coding region runs from base 1 to 318 and encodes 105 amino acids. The record is from RefSeq and is a predicted model, not a curated record. NCBI's taxonomy places the organism in Eukaryota, Pelagophyceae, Pelagomonadales, Pelagomonadaceae. The transcript has a single exon.